Aureococcus anophagefferens is the source of this 282-nucleotide messenger RNA. RefSeq lists its product as hypothetical. The annotation marks the transcript as partial. The transcript has a single exon. Gene Ontology annotation, molecular function: tRNA (N(6)-L-threonylcarbamoyladenosine(37)-C(2))-methylthiotransferase activity. Gene Ontology annotation, biological process: tRNA methylthiolation. Gene Ontology annotation, cellular component: endoplasmic reticulum. NCBI's taxonomy places the organism in Eukaryota, Pelagophyceae, Pelagomonadales, Pelagomonadaceae. The record is from RefSeq and is a predicted model, not a curated record.
GUAGCCGACUUCCGCGCCGUCGUCGACGGCCUCGCGGCGCGCGUCGACGGCGGGCUGAGCCUGAUGACGGACGUCAUCUGCGGCUUCCCCGGCGAGACGGACGACGACUUCGACGCGACGUACGCGCUGGUGGAGGACUACGCCUUCGGCCUCAUCAACAUCUCCCAGUUCUACGCGCGGCCGGGCACGCCCGCGGCGUCCAUGAAGCGCGUCCACACGGCGACGGUCAAGGACCGGUCGCGGCGCCUCUCGGCUUUGACGCAGACGUUCCGGCCCUACGAC